GUGUGUGUGUGUGUGUGUGUGUGUGUGUGUGUGGUGUGGACAACCCAGCCGUCAUACGAAUUCACCUCUCGUUGGGGAGGGGAAAAAACGCCAACCAACCUUGCCGGUUCUUAGCUCGCAUCAUCGGAGCUACUCCAUUACCUCACGAACGUGGCUCGACUCCCAUGCGCACCGUCUGCCCGGUUUAUGCCAGAAAGUCUUGACAUUGUGCAAGUUUUGGCCGCUGUCUUAUUCUUACCUUGCGGCAUCCACUCGUUCUUAAUUUUGACACUUAAUCGACGCUUCCCCCGGAUUCCUGAAUCAACAGUCCAACCUUUUAUACGGUCCGUCCAUCGAAGCCAAGGAACCCUCACACUCCGACCUCCCGCAUCAUGAUCGCAAUGCGGGGCCGGCCAAAAUGGUCUGUAAGCCGGCUUUUGCCGGCAUUUCUUCUGGCGACCAUCCAGUUCACCACAGCAUACAACUUGGACACAAGUGACCAAGCCGGUAUCAAAACCAUUGCGAGGUCAAUGACUGAAGAUCUGAUGUCGUUCUACGACGGAGACAAACCUGGCAAGACCCCAGGUCUUCUUCCCGAUCCAUACUACUGGUGGGAGGCCGGCGCGAUGAUGGGCACCAUGAUCGAUUACUGGUACUACACAGGUGACAGCACUUGGAAUGAUGUUGUCACUCAGGGUCUCCUCCACCAAGUCGGCAAAUUCAACGAUUACAUGCCAGAGAAUCAGACGCGAACCGAAGGAAAUGACGAUCAAGGAUUUUGGGGACUCGCAGUGAUGUCAGCUGCCGAGUAUGGGUUCCCCAACCCACCGGAUGACCAACCACAAUGGCUCGCCCUGGCGCAGGCUGUGUUUAACACCCAGGCCGCACGCUGGGAUCCCGACCAUUGUAACGGAGGGCUUCGAUGGCAGAUCUUCCAGUGGAACAACGGUUACGACUACAAGAACACCAUUUCCCAAGCCUGCUUCUUUGCUCUUGCCGGGCGCCUGGCUGUGUACACUGGCAACUCGUCCUACUCCGACUGGGCAGAGAGAACAUGGGAGUGGAUGGUUAAUGUCAAGUUCAUUUCCGACGAUUACUACGUCUACGACGGCGGCCACAUUCAGUACAACUGCACCAACAUUGUACCAUAUCAAUGGACCUACAAUGCCGGCGGUAUGAUUCUUGGCGCUGCCGCCAUGUACAACCACACCGGCAACGAGGUGUGGAAGAAUCGACUUGACGGGCUGGUCAAGGGUGCAGAUGUCUUCUUUGUUGGCGAGGAAAAUAAUAUCAUGCAAGAGGUGGCCUGCGAGACGGUUGAACUCUGCAACCUUGAUCAGCAGUCCUUCAAGGCAUACCUCAGCCGCUGGCUUGCGGCCAUCACCAAAUGGGCCCCGCACUUGACAGAUGGCAUCAUGUCCAAGAUUCGCGCUUCAUCUAUCGCAGCUGCUUCGCAGUGCAAAGGCGGUACGAACGGACGCAUGUGCGGGUUGAAGUGGACCGAAAACGGGACUUGGGAUGGAAUGCAGGGUGUCGGACAACAGAUGGCCGCGCUCGAAAUCACGCUUGGCAACCUCAUCGAAACUUCCAAUGCACCUCAUACUGCAGACGUUGGCGGCACUUCUCAGGGCGAUCCUGGAGCCGGAGGUAACGACAUCGGCCGGACGGUCCCUGCAGUCUCAACUUUACCACCAUUGGGCGGUGCCGAUACGGCCGGCGCAGCAAUCUUGACGAUGGUUGUACUGGGUCUCCUGAUUGUGGCUGUCAUAUGGAUGAUGCUAGACGAAACGUCCAAGAAGCCCAUGAAGGAGCGCUUCUUCGAUUUCCGUUCCGCGCUCCUCAGUGGCGGUGGCCUUGCCGCGCUGAAUGUCAGGCGGAAGAACGAAGAGAUGGACGAGAAGGGCAAGGGUAUCGACAAUGACGCUUCCAGUGACAGUUCGCAUGAUAAUGGGAUAUUAUCUCCUUUACCGACGAAAGGAUACACAAUGAACAGCCACCAAGGCCUCCCACAGCGAGGAAGCGUGCUCUCUCAGAUAAGCGGGACGACGGCGGUCACGGAUCCGCCUCCAGGAAUUCCCAUGGUUCGAGAGAAGAGAUUGAGCAGGAAGAGCCGGAACCCUGCGUUGCGCAACAGCAUUGCGUCACAGCGAUCGGCUCGAAUUGAGUAGAAUUUGGCUGGUUUCACGGUCGGGAAUUGGAGCAAACUGCAUUCAACAUUAAAGGCGUUAAUGGCGAGGACGAAAGGAGUGAUGGAACAUACUUGGAUUUGACAUAUGCAUUGGGUUGGCAUCAUCUGGCAUUCAUUGGAGAAUAAAACCGAAUAGCCAUGGCCGGCUAUUACGACACAAUCGGGUCCAGAAAAUCGAAAGCUGGGGAAGAGCCCACGACAUUAUGACGAAUUGUACCUACAUAGAUGAUGCCAAUUGUAAUUGAAGCCACUAUUGGCCAUUCUGAUAACGA
This is a messenger RNA of Colletotrichum godetiae, 2439 nucleotides long. RefSeq names its product family 76 glycosyl hydrolase. The coding region runs from base 372 to 2147 and encodes 591 amino acids. The transcript has 3 exons. The record is from RefSeq and is a predicted model, not a curated record. Gene Ontology annotation, molecular function: mannan endo-1,6-alpha-mannosidase activity. Lineage: Eukaryota; Fungi; Ascomycota; Sordariomycetes; Glomerellales; Glomerellaceae. Gene Ontology annotation, biological process: carbohydrate catabolic process; fungal-type cell wall biogenesis.